AUGGAUCAUAGAAUAUGUAAAAAUAAAAUUUUGCCAUCAAAUAAUAUAAUAGAAACAUUAAUGAAAGUGUCACAGCUAAAUUCUUCAUCUUCCUCAUCAUCUAGCCGGUCAAAUUAUUCUUCAUGUCUAAAUAACCAAAACAUUAGUUAUCAAAAGUUACAUGAUCUAUCUCAUAAGUUGUCAACAGAAACUAAAUAUUCAAUUAAAAAUUUUAAAAAGUUAACAAAGAAUUAUAAUAUAAUAAAAGAUUUUGAAAAUGCUGUAAGAAGAAAAUUACAUGAGAAAUUAGUUAAAUUAGAAUGGAAUAAUUAUGUUCAAUGGAAAAUACUAUUGACUUUUAGUUUAGGACUAUGGAUACUUCUUUGUAUAACAGAUAAAAUUUUUUUACGAACAUCAGCACCAUCAUCAUCAAAGGAAGAAAAAAUUCCAAAAAUACCAAAUAAUAUUCCUGAAACAAUAAAUUUAAAUUUAUCUAAUGAAAAUAAAUUUUUAAAAUGGGUUUAUACAUUUUAUCCAUGUAUUUAUCGUACAACUACCGUUUCAAAUUCAACAGAAGCUUAUACGUUUGCUCUAUUUAUUGGAAUAUUUAUAUGCAUGGAAACAAGAUUAAAACAGAAAUUUAAAAAUACACGUGAUGCUUGGACACAAUAUUGUGAUGAUUUUAUAAAAAUUCAAUCAUUAAAUCUUGAUGACUGUAAUACAAAUAAAUUAGCAAUUGAAUUAUUUAACGGGAAAUCACAAAACAAGAGAGAGGACUUGAGUAAUUUAUCUGAAAAUAUAUCAAAUAAUAUUAAAAUUUUACCAUUUAAAAAAUUCAAAAUUGAAUCGGAUUUGUAUUGGCAAUUACAAAUGCUGGUCAAUGAUAAUGAAAUCACAUACAACGUUGAAAAUACCGAUGAUAAUUAUUUAAAACAAUUGGAAAUAAUAAAUCAAGUUAAAAAAAUCGAUAAUGAAAGUAUCUACCAUUGGAAUAAAUUAAUUAAAAAUAAUAUAUGUGUUUGUCAUGAUAAAUCUUUAGUAUAUAAUUUUAAAUAUUCAUCGAAUUCUGUUAAUAUUGUUGAGACUUACGAUUUAGAGAUUGGUAAAUUUAUAAAUUAUUCAAAUGAUAAAACUGUAACAUUUGACAAAUCUACCGAUACCCAAUUAGAUAAAUCAAGUUCUAGAAUUGAAUUUAAAAAACCAAUAAUAGAAUUCAAUAAUAAUAAUACUAAAAAAAAUAACAGAUCGUUAAUAAAUAAAAUAAAAAAUAACCGUAUGAUUAGUUCAUCACCGGCAUUUCAAAAAUUUUUAUUAAAAUUAUAAUUUUAUUACUUAUUAAUUUUACUUCUUAUUAUACAUCAAUUUUUUUUUUAUUACGAAUUAUUUUGAUUACAAUCUUUACAUUUCGGUGUAUAAAAUUUUUCCAUCAUUAAUUUUAAAAAAAUUGUACUGCUAAUUAUAAAAAAUAGAUUAAUAUAAAAAUGCAGUACUGUUUUAGUUUAUUUUGUAAAAUUUUUUUUAGUUGACAAACAUUAAAAUUAUCAUAUUGAAUUUUCUUUUUUUA
Molecule: messenger RNA, 1543 nt
Organism: Microplitis mediator
Lineage: Eukaryota; Metazoa; Arthropoda; Insecta; Hymenoptera; Braconidae
Exons: 2
Coding region: 1-1302 (433 amino acids)
Source: RefSeq, a predicted model, not a curated record